Molecule: messenger RNA, 1203 nt
Organism: Closterium sp. Naga37s-1
Lineage: Eukaryota; Viridiplantae; Streptophyta; Zygnematophyceae; Desmidiales; Closteriaceae
Source: the annotation of a GenBank genome assembly
AUGGCCGCCGAUUCCUCUAUUGACAUUAGCUCCAUCGACCGACUUGAACUCAUUGCUGAUACCACUCCGGUCAACUGGACUUCCUUCUCCGAAAGCAUGCAUGUCCUCCUUGGCUCCACUACCCUUCACAAUUACAAUCUUCUUGACCUCGUGCUUGACACCCCAUUUGGAGCUGCCCCCUCCCCUCCCGUAGCACCCUCAUCCCCCCCUCCUCCCGACCCACCCGCUCCCCCAGGCCCCCCUCCCUCAGCUCCACCCACACCCUCCCACCACGAUGACCCCGACCGAUGGGCACGCACCCUUCGCGACUACACUCGCGACCACGCCACCUACGUCCUCGCCGAUGCGGCUCACAAGGACGCCCUUGCUGCCUACACCACCGCCACAGCCGCAUCAGCCGAGUACGCGCAGAAACUUGCUAAAUAUCGGGAGGAAGAUCUGAAAUACAAAGCCGAUUCCUCCGCCUGGCGCCUUGCCGACCUCAAAGCACUCAACAUCAUACUUGCAUGCAUUCCCACCUCCCUCAAGGGAGAGAUCCGCCCUACCACCUCUGCAGCCCUUUGGAAAGACCUCACCACUCGCUUCGACCGACAAGAUCUCAACUCUCUUCUCGCACUAUACCGCGACUUCCAGGCAAUUUCUCUUGAAGCCUCUCCUAAUGCUGCCACAUUCACCCGCCGCCUCACUGACGCCGCUCGCCGCCUAACUGACCGCGGCAUCACUAUCACCGAUUCCCUCCUCAUGGCUCGCAUUCUUGACGGCCUCCCCACUGCCUACACCACUCACAAAAUCGCAUUCACUACCGCUCGCACUGGCACUCCCUCCUCCUCCGAUGUUAUCUCCUGGCUACUUGACGCCGAAGCCGACCUCUUCCACUCCUCCCCUCUCACUGCUGCUCUUGUGCGUGGAGGUGGAAGUGGCCGUGACACUCCUAGCAGCGGCUUUGGCGGAGGACGCGGUGCGGGACGAGGUGGUCGUGGUGGAGGCGGUCGCUCCACUCCUCGUCAAGGUGGUGGCCGUGGUCCUUCCCACCUCCCCAAUCCCUCCUCCACACACCCUCCCCACCCCGUACCCCCCUUUUCUCCCUCCUCUCGUAUCCCCUGGUUUUCCCCACCCCCCUCCCUCCACCCCUUGGUACCCUCUCCAAUACCCCCCCUACCCCGUCUACCCCCCGGCCCCUCCUCCUCCCACUCCACCCACUGA